CCAAUUUUUGGAUAGGAAAUAAAUAAAGAAAUAAAAUUUCCUUAUAGAUAUUAAUUUGGGAAUAUUGUGAUUAGGUCCUUGAUUGCCCCGUGAUCCUAGCACUUGGAUUAAGCCUUUUGUCUGCGUGAUUAAGGUUUAAAUGGAUUUAUUUGCAUUUGAGCAUGAUUAAAAAGGGAAUUUGAACUUUUAUUAUUUUCCUUCUUUUCUAGAAUUGAGCAUGCCCACAUGAGAUUCUUCGGUUUAUUUUUGAAAGUGAGAACGAUUGUGAAUUUCGGUUUUGUUUGUAAAGUUUGCUUGGUUUUGUCUCCAAUAUGGUCGUGUUAAUUGUGUGCCCGCUAGUGGGAGGUUACAAACGCUAGCACAUGUCGACAUGUUCGUGAUAGAACCGGUUCACUCGUGGCCCUACUAGUGGGGAUUAUACACUAGUACUCGUGUGCCUGCCAGUGGGAGGUUUAUAACACUGGCCAUGACUAAUAGAGGAGACCACUACGUGAUUUUAUUUUGCAUUGAUGAUUUGUUAUUAAAACGCUUUGUUCUUGAAACGCUCUGUUCAUGUUUCAACCGAUUAUUUGGCAUGCUUUAAACUUUGAUGUCGGGCCCCCAUGUUUACUUACUGAGAUAUUUCUAUCUCACGGUUUCCUUGUCCACCAUUUCAGGUAGUGAGACCCGACGCGUGGGAAGCCCGGGGGAGUGACAAGCUAGACGGCUAGGCACUUUUGGACUUAGGUUUUUGUAGCUAAGCCGUUAGUCACCCAUGCUUGACAUAGAAAAUUUUGUGUACAGAAUUUAGUGUUAGUCAUGAUUGUAUAUAUGAAGUGAUAAAUUUUGUACAUUCGACUGGUAACUAUUUGGUAGAUUAAAAGGCUUAAAUUUGAAUUGCUAAGUAAGAACUCAGUAGGUCUCGAGCCUUGUGCAUUUGUGGGCUCCGCUCACGAGUGCACGGCGUCUGCCACGACCCCGGAUUUGGGUUCUAGG
Molecule: messenger RNA, 975 nt
Organism: Rubroshorea leprosula
Lineage: Eukaryota; Viridiplantae; Streptophyta; Magnoliopsida; Malvales; Dipterocarpaceae
Source: the annotation of a GenBank genome assembly